AACAGUCAUUAUACACUAUUCUACUGACAAAUUUCAAUUGAUUGCAUCAAGGAUUUGUUACUAUACAAAUCCUUGAUUGCACCAAGUUGAAUUAUACCAAUUAAGAAUAAGAUAACAAACUUUGAACUCUGAAAUAAAUAUUUCACGAGAUGGAAGCAUUAAAAAAUUAUGAUGAUGACAGUGAUGAUAGUUAUUCUGAUGAUUACAAAGAUAAUUUCCAAACUAAAAAUUGUGGGGAAAGGAUAAAAGAUGAUGGCUUAUCCAUUAUAAAAGAUUCAUCAAGGGUAUAUGUACAAAAACUCAAACAUGAUUUCUUUAACUUACAAGAAUCGGAUAGUGACCAUGAACCUGAAACAAAAUCUAAGAUCAGAAAGAAGGAAAAUAUAGAAAUUAUUGUGAGUAGUGGUGACACUAUAACUGUUCCAGAAGGCUGUUUCUGGGAACCUUUACCUACAGAGGUCAAACAGUCAAAUGAUUUUGAUAUAAAUCAGUCUAUAGAAAAAGAAUGCUACAGGGAAUUAGAUUUUAGUCAUACUUAUGAUCAGAUGUCUGCUAGUGAUUAUAGGAAGAGUUACAAAAAUAAAAAAUUAAUUAAGACUGAUUCAAACAAAAUUAAUUGGAACAACUCUGAAAAUUCUAAUACAUCUUCUAGAAGAAAUAAUAUUAAAAAUUUCAAUGAAGCAAAUGAAGUAGAUCAAAAAUUAAAUAAUGAUGAUAAAAAUUGCAACAUUUAUUCUGGUAAAUCUGACAAACCAUCUAUAAAAUUAUUUGAUAUCCAUGGAAAAAUAAAACCAUGGUUACAAAGACAAAACCUUAUUUGUAAAAUUCCAAGGGAAUGUGAAAAAUCUUGGAAAGCUCAUACUGGUUCUGUCAGCACUUUAAAAUGGAAUGUUACAAAAUUCAGCCAUUUAUUGUUGUCUGUUUCUAUGGAUACCACAGUUAAAAUAUGGAAUGUUUGGAACCGACUAGAGCCUUGUGUUCGCUUACUGAACAUACACAGUAAAGGUAUUCAAGAUGGUGAUUGGAAUAAUUCUGGAACACAUAUCUUAACCUGCAGUUAUGACAAGUCAGCUGUUGUAACAGAUAUUGAAACAGGUGUAUCUACUGUGAAAUGUAAGCAUAGGAAUUUUGUAACAUGUGGAAAGUUUCAUCCAGUCAAUGAAAAUAUUUUCCUUACUGGUUCACUUGAUGAACUAACAGCAUGGGAUACCAGACAAGGUGAUGAACCAAUCCAUAGAUAUAGCUACAAAGACAAAAUAGGACAGAUACAAGAUGUUAUCUUCAGUAUUGAUGGAAGUGAGUUUUUUUCUACAGGAGACCUUGUAAGCCGCGAUUCAGCUGACAGAAAUAUCAUGGCUUGGGACUUUGAUUAUGCUGUGGUAAAAUCAAACCAGAUAUAUCAGGAAAGAUACAGUUGUACAUGUCUGAAGAUGCAUCCAACAGAGUUCAACUUCCUAGCUCAGUCACAUGGAAAUUAUAUAGCAUCAUUCUCUGCAUCUAGACCAUACAAGAUGUGUAAAAGUAUAAGAUAUGAAGGACACAAACUUGGAGGAUACAAAGUAGGAUUUGAUAUGUCGCCAGAUGGAAGAUAUAUUGUUAGUGGAGAUUCUGAAGGGAAAUUAUACUGUUACAAUUACAAAAGUGGACAUUUAAUCCAGACUUUACAUACUCAAUUAGAUGUUAACCUUAAUGUAGCUUUUCAUCCAUUAUUACCAUCUACAUUGGCUUGUUGUGGAUGGAAUGGUUUUAUAGAAUUAUGGCAUUAAAAUAUGUUUAGUUA
Molecule: messenger RNA, 1780 nt
Organism: Mytilus californianus (California mussel)
Lineage: Eukaryota; Metazoa; Mollusca; Bivalvia; Mytilida; Mytilidae
Product: WD repeat-containing protein 25-like
Exons: 6
Coding region: 150-1766 (538 amino acids)
Molecular function (GO): protein binding
Source: RefSeq, a predicted model, not a curated record